AUCAAGAUAUUUUGCUCAAGGAGAUCAAGUCAAUUUACUGUUACCAGAUUUCAGUAACAAACUGUUUUACAAAUGGCAAGGUCCAUUUACCAUCACCAGAAAGAUUUCCAACCUGCUUUAUGAAAUCAAUGUCAACAAGUCAACCAAAGUAUUUCAUGUUCAUAUGUUUGAACAUUACCAUGAAACAGAUAAUGAAGACAUCAAAGCAGAAGUUGAACAUUUUACAAGCUUAGCAACUAUUCCUGAGGAAGAAGAAACAUCAUCAACACCCAUUCCUGAGAUAGAUGUUUCAUUACCAGCAUCAAAUCAAAUUGACAUUCCAAAGGUCAUCACUCUGGAUGACAUAGCACUACAGCAAGUGAAGGACACUAAAGUGUUUACAGACCAUGCAGAUUUCUUUACCAGUGUUUCUGAGACAUUUCCAGUACUGCAUUUUGAAAGAAACUCAGAAAGCAAUAACAUUGACAACACCAAGUUUCAUCCUCCGUCCACUCAAGGGGCAACUUUUCUUCAGAAAGGAACAAAUGAACUUCUUCAACAUUGCUGUAUCGACGGAUUGAACUCAGACAUGUUCAGUCAUUGCUCUAUUGAACAUUCUAAUGCAGGGCAUUCUGAUACCAUUGUUCUACAGCGUCAAUGUUCAUCAACCAGAAAAUUGAGUUUUGGUUUCGGACAGUUCUUAUUUUCACCAAACUCAAACGUGGUUCAAUCAGACAUUAUCUGUGAGAUCAUUAUGACAUGGAGACAACAGCUUCAUAAACUGAAAGACCUUUUCUUCAAGUUUAGAAAACGCACAUGCACAUCCAUGUCGGCAAUUCAGAAGGGUUCCGAACUUUACAUUUCUACUCUACAUAUGUACUAUAGCAUAUUUAGUGUCACUUGAUCCAUUAUCAUUCAUACUCGUCAAGGAAGAACAGUAUUCAGUUGUACUUAAUCAAUUAAUUUGUCUACUCAUUUUUUCCACAGGAGUUCUAUAUCAGAUGUUGUAUUUAUUUCAGCACCAAGCAACCCACUGAGGAAAGUCACUCAUUCAAGAUACUUUGUUUAUUAUGUUUCAGCAUCUUUGCAUAUGACAUGCAUCAGACAUUUUAAUUUUUAAAUCAUGAGUAUUUUAUUUCAGGUCGAAUAUUAUUGCAUAUAUCCUAUUAUAAUAGUACAGAUACAUGACAGACAAUUGGAAUUUUUCAUUGCUUCACACAUAUUGAGAUUUAUAUCACAUUGAGUAUUAUUUUCUCAGAAGAUUGUCAUGUACUAUCACAAUUAUUUUUUCUAUGUCAAUUUUUCAUAUGCAAUAUAUUUUUCCAUGUACACAUUUUCACAUUAGUACUAACAAAAUGAGUUAUAAUGUCAUAUUUUAAUAUUAUCAUGAAGCACCAUGAAGAGAAGUAACCUAUUCAAUUCAAGAUUUAAUUUAUCCAAGUAUUAUGCCUUGUACAACUUUUGAUAUUGUUCAUGACAAGCAUUGUCUCAUUUUCAUAACUACUUGAA
Biomphalaria glabrata is the source of this 1488-nucleotide messenger RNA. RefSeq lists its product as uncharacterized. The transcript is spliced from 2 exons. The record is from RefSeq and is a predicted model, not a curated record. Lineage: Eukaryota; Metazoa; Mollusca; Gastropoda; Planorbidae. Bases 164 to 883 code for a protein of 239 amino acids.